Messenger RNA from Oncorhynchus masou masou (cherry salmon), 889 nucleotides. RefSeq names its product tyrosine-protein phosphatase non-receptor type 12-like. Gene Ontology annotation, biological process: peptidyl-tyrosine dephosphorylation. The record is from RefSeq and is a predicted model, not a curated record. The transcript has 6 exons. Bases 1 to 654 code for a protein of 217 amino acids. Gene Ontology annotation, molecular function: non-membrane spanning protein tyrosine phosphatase activity. Lineage: Eukaryota; Metazoa; Chordata; Actinopteri; Salmoniformes; Salmonidae. Gene Ontology annotation, cellular component: nucleus; cytoplasm.
AUGGAGGAGGGAGGGUUCCAGACCCUCCUGGUCCUCCAAGGCUACGGCCACGGUUACGGCGGCCCAUGGCGAACACCUGCCCAGGAAGGUGUCGACCGUGUCCAUCGCCGAGCAACGGGUCGCCCGGCGGAAACGGCAUCAAACAGUGACCAGAGUGAAGAUUCCCCUCCCCCUCUACCUGAGAGAACCCCAGAGUCCUUCAUUUUGGCCACAGACCCAUCAGAGUUGAAGGCACCAGGACCAUCAGACUGGAGUAUCUCGGAGGACCAGUCAGUAAAAGGAGCAGGUUUUCCUCAGGAGCAGAGGAGUACACAGGCACAGACAGCAGAGAGAGAACCAUCAGGAGAGAGGAGUAAGAAGAUUUCAGAUGCAGCAGGAGUGGAAACAUCACCUGCCAACACCACAGUAGCAGACAGCUCAGCAGAGAGCAAGGCUUCCUCCGAGAUGGGAUACGGUAACCGCUGCACACAACCCAAAGGCCCCAGGAACCCCUACACAGUGGACAUGAUCAUGGCUUCUACCUAUAGCCCCCUUCACUGCCCCCCUCCCCCUCCAAGUCCUCCUGGAUCCUCACCUUGUCUCUUACAAGGGCCACUGUGUAUGAAGGAGAUGACUGGGUGCUGUCCCAUCCUUGGACACCGACACCUUUUCUAACUCAUAGGGCAGAUGUGAAAUGGCACCCUAUUCCCUAAAUAGUGCACUGUAUAUUUGGCCAGAGUCUUGUACAUGUAGGCAACAGGGUGCCAUUUGAGACAAAGUCUAAAACACAAUCUGCAAAGCAAUUUAGAUAAUCUACCCAGGAUGCAACGGUACACUUUCUGCUGUACUUGUGCCAGUUGCCAGGGGCUGUCUGUGUGCUGGUGCUAUUAAGUGUUUCCCAAAUGGAACU